Messenger RNA from Nomascus leucogenys (northern white-cheeked gibbon), 1643 nucleotides. The record is from RefSeq and is a predicted model, not a curated record. Lineage: Eukaryota; Metazoa; Chordata; Mammalia; Primates; Hylobatidae.
UCCGGUGGAAAAGCGCCCCAGGCUGCCACAGCCUAGAGAUCUUGGGGCUGCAGCCCUCGCGGCCUGCCGAGGGAGCAGGGGGCGCCUGUGGAACUGGCUCCCUGCAGCUCUGCGGCUACACGCGGACCUCGGCUGUGUGCGAGGUGGCGGAGGAGGCUGGCCGGGUGCGAAUCCGUACCCAGCCCCAGCGUUUGCCACCUGCCCAGGACACAGCUCAGCCAUGGGCUACCAGAGGCAGGAGCCUGUCAUCCCGCCGCAGAGAGAUCUAGAUGACAGAGAAACCCUUGUUUCUGAACAUGAGUAUAAAGAGAAAACCUGUCAGUCUGCUGCUCUUUUUAAUGUUGUCAACUCGAUUAUAGGAUCUGGUAUAAUAGACUUUUCCCUUGUUUUAUUGAUAAAAGGGGGGGCCCUCUCUGGAACAGACACCUACCAGUCUUUGGUCAAUAAAACCUUUGGCUUUCCAGGGUAUCUGCUCCUCUCUAUUCUUCAGUUUUUGUAUCCUUUUAUAGCAAUGAUAAGUUACAAUAUAAUAGCUGGAGAUACUUUGAGCAAAGUUUUUCAAAGAAUCCCAGGAGUUGAUCCUGAAAAUGUGUUUAUUGGUCGCCACUUCAUUAUUGGACUUUCCACAGUUACCUUUACUCUGCCUUUAUCCUUGUACCGAAAUAUAGCAAAGCUUGGAAAGGUCUCCCUCAUCUCUACAGGUUUAACAACUCUGAUUCUUGGAAUUGUAAUGGCAAGGGCAAUUUCACUGAGUCCACACAUACCAAAAACAGAAGACGCUUGGGUAUUUGCAAAGCCCAAUGCCAUUCAAGCGGUCGGGGUUAUGUCUUUUGCAUUUAUUUGCCACCAUAACUCCUUCUUAGUUUACAGUUCUUUAGAAGAACCCACAGUAGCUAAGUGGUCCCGCCUUAUCCAUAUGUCCAUCGUGAUCUCUGUAUUUAUCUGUAUAUUCUUUGCUACAUGUGGAUACUUGACAUUUACUGGCUUCACCCAAGGGGACUUAUUUGAAAAUUACUGCAGAAAUGAUGACCUGGUAACAUUUGGAAGAUUUUGUUAUGGUGUCACUGUCAUUUUGACAUACCCUAUGGAAUGCUUUGUGACAAGAGAGGUAAUUGCCAACGUGUUUUUUGGUGGGAAUCUUUCGUCGGUUUUCCACAUUGUUGUAACAGUGAUGGUCAUCACUGUAGCCACGCUUGUGUCAUUGAUGAUUGAUUGCCUUGGGAUAGUUUUAGAACUCAAUGGUGUGCUCUGUGCAACUCCCCUCAUUUUUAUCAUUCCAUCAGCCUGUUAUCUGAAACUGUCUGAAGAACCAAGGACACACUCCGAUAAGAUUAUGUCUUGUGUCAUGCUUCCCAUUGGUGCUGUGGUGAUGGUUUUUGGAUUCGUCAUGGCUAUUACAAAUCCUCAAGACUGCACCCACGGGCAGGAAAUGUUCUACUGCUUUCCUGACAAUUUCUCUCUCACAAAUACCUCAGAGUCUCAUGUUCAGCAGACAACACAACUUUCUAUUUUAAAUAUUAGUAUCUUUCAAUGAGUUGACUGCUUUAAAAAAUAUGUAUGUUUUCAUAGACUUUAAAACACAUAACAUUUACACUUGCUUUAGUCUAUAUUUAUAUUAUAUAAAAUUAUUAUUUUGGCUUUUA